Molecule: messenger RNA, 1326 nt
Organism: Spinacia oleracea (spinach)
Lineage: Eukaryota; Viridiplantae; Streptophyta; Magnoliopsida; Caryophyllales; Amaranthaceae
Product: probable thiol methyltransferase 2
Exons: 9
Coding region: 46-855 (269 amino acids)
Molecular function (GO): S-adenosylmethionine-dependent methyltransferase activity
Source: RefSeq, a predicted model, not a curated record
GUACCCUCGUACUCUCGUAGUUCCUAUUUUGAAAUAAUUUGCCCAAUGCGCGCACUAUCAGCCUUUCUCUUCCAUCUUCUCGUUACACCUCCGCCGUCAUCGGCAAUCAGAAUCCACCCUCUUACUCGGUGUCAUCAUUGCGCAACACUACCACUAAUGGUGGCGCAUAAAAAUUCCGGCGAAACUUCUCCCGGCACAGUUCAAUUCAGCCCUGCCGUUGACAAAUUACAAGAAUUCCUUCAUUCCAAUCCUUCUGAUGGGUGGGAAAGAUGUUGGGAGGAAAGAUUAACACCAUGGGAUUUGGGGAAACCGACACCAGUUCUUCAACACCUUCUUCAAACAGACUCUCUUCCUAAGGGAAGAGCUCUUGUCCCUGGAUCUGGUAGUGGCUAUGAUGUGAUAACACUGGCAUCUCCUGAGCGCUACGUUAUUGGAUUGGACAUAUCAGAGGUUGCCAUAAAAAAAGCAAGAGAGCUGGCAUCUUCAUCCCCAAAUGCAAACUAUAUUUCCUUUACGCAAGCAGAUUUUUUCACUUGGGAGCCUACUCAACAUUUUGAUCUCAUAUUUGAUUACACAUUCUUUUGUGCUAUUGUUCCAAAUAUGCGGUCAGCUUGGGCAACUCGCAUGGCAGAUCUCUUAAAACCAGAUGGAGAGCUUAUAACAUUAAUGUUUCCGAUUGAUGACCAUGAUGGUGGACCUCCAUAUAAAACAUCUGUUGCCGACUAUGAAGAGGUGUUGCAUCCCCUGGGUUUCCAUGCCAUAUCUAUUGUCGAGAAUGAACUUGCAGUGGACCGUCGUAAGGGAAGGGAGAAGGUUGGCAGGUGGCAAAGGACGAUGACAGUGUGUUCGCUCUGAAAGUGAUCAAAGACUGCAAAGUAUACAAAGAGUUGGACGGAGCUGGUGCGUUAGCAAAGCCGGAUGGAGCAGUAUCGUUUAUCGAAUGGAAUCGUCGGAGGUGGUAAUAAAAUUUGAAGGUUUUUAUUUUUAUUUUUACUAAUGCACUGCCGCGCACGGCUAUUGCUUGGUUACCAUGUCAGUCGCGCACGGAUAUUGCUUGGCUUCCAUGGCCACCAAGCAGAUCUUGUGCUUGGCAGACAUGGCUAGCGUGCACAUAAUUGCACGGGUUUUAUUAUAAAAUUCAAACUUUUUUUUUUAUUUUUUAUUUUUACGUAGUAUGGGUCGAAUUAGGGCAUAUUAUUACUGCAUAUUAGGGAUUAUUAUUGUUUAAAAUUAGCGUUUAUUAAGAAUUAAUGUUAAAAAUUAGUGUUAAUUAAGAAUGUAUGGGUAAAGUAUUUCAUAAACGAGUGUUAGUGAUUUUAGAAAUUA